AUGGCGACAGCCGUCGCCAACAGCUCAUCUCCUGACAUUGGAGACACCGAUGGCGGUGUCCGGCUCAACUUCUUGGAAUACGUCAAGCAGAAUGCUGCGGCCGCUGACGCCAACGCAUCCAACUCCAAGAAGGUGGUUUUCAAUUCCAUGAAAUCAGCCAACAGACCCCUUGACCCCACUACAUCCCCCUUUGACCCCCAGCUAGGAGAUGGAGAUGUUCAUGUCCGCCGUCCCGUUGGCAAGCUCCCAGGAUCUCAGUCUGUCCCAAACAUUCUUGGAAGCCUCCAAACCCAAAACACUUACCCGCAGGGCCAGACUGUGGCUUUUGAUGCCCAAUCGACCUAUGAGGAAUCCAACAGCCUGUUCUCUACGGUGAGCCACCAGCCUGCCGUUCCGACUACUCACAAUGUUGCAGACGGCCCUAUCUACACGCUAAAUGCUCAGGCCGAAAUUGCUGCAUCGUACCAGCAAGUUCAGCUCCCACAGCAGGUGCAGCAAGAUAAUGCUCCCUUGUUCACUCAAAUAUAUAACCCCGGUCAGUACGACAAGUCUGGCAUGCCACGGAUGGCACUUCGUCCGACCGUAGAUCAUAUUCCGGAGCAUGUUAGAUCUCAGCGCUCGCGAGCCCUGAAUGAUCUGACUUCUGGCCCCACCGGUCGGCCUUCAGCAGUUGAGGCACUCGACAGCAACAACUUCCCCUUUGUCGAGACUGCCCGUGUCAUUGCACCUGAUGCUUGCACCAAUGGAGUGGUGAAGCUCAAGAAUAUCCCCUUCGCCACCCGCCGAGUAGAGAUCAUCGCAUUUCUAGGACGCAACUCCAAGAUUCUCAAUGAUAACCUAGAACCCGUGCACAUCAUCAUGGAGCGCGUUACUAGCAAAACCAUGGAUGCAUAUGUCGAGUUCGUCACUCUUCAGGAUGCCAUCAAGGCCGUUGACAAACAUCAGGCCACCAUCACGCGUGGUCGUCUCAGCCGUUUGGGAGACCGUCCCAUCGAGGUUGAGUUGUCGUCGCAGGGUGCUCUCAUGAAGGACUUGUUUCCAUCGGCCAAAGGCGUCUUCUGGGAGGGUAUCCGACCCACAAUCAAGCCUUUCAAGCCCAAUGAGCCCUGGGAGAACUUUAAAGGUUUCAUCAACGACGAGGAGAUGACCAUGCUGGUGAAGCAUGUCGAGGUUCCGCAGCGUUCCCCCUUCUCCCGCGACUGCCCCCAGCGCCCAUACGAGUGCAUGAUCAGCACGAUACGCAAGCUCCCCUGGCCCAUGACGGAGCUGAUCACGCUGCGCCAGCGCCACGCCAUCUACAACGCCUGCUUCUCGCUGAUCCGGCUGCUGAGCUCGGCCAUCGCCCACGGCCGCCACGAGGAGAUACUCAACGAGCCGCUGCGGAAGCGUCUUGUCCACGCUGCCAUGACCUGCCCGGGCUUCACCGUGGUGCAAAAGGACAACAUCGCCACCAUUGUCGACAUGUCCGAGGCCAGGAGGCUCGAGUACGGCCUGCCGCGGUUCGCCAGCUCGUGGCUUCACCUGUAUGCGCUGUCGCCCAAGGCCAACUUUCCGCUCGACAUGAUCGAGUACUACAUUGCCAUCAUCCGCGAGGAGACGACCCGCCUCGUCAACUCCCUCCCACUCAAGGAGCGAACCCUAAUCACGAGCUACGGCCGCGACACGGAUCUCUACUUUGGCUACCUCUGGUGGGAGCUGCAGCUGCCUCGUGACGACCGCUUCGACGGCAUGACGUUGGCCGAGGCCGCGGCGCUCGAGUACGCCGUCAUGGAGCGGAUAAUCUGCCGCGCCUUUGGUGCCGGCGGCUCAAACACUGCUCCCGCCGCCAUAACUUACUAA
Pyricularia grisea is the source of this 1839-nucleotide messenger RNA. RefSeq lists its product as uncharacterized. Gene Ontology annotation, molecular function: nucleic acid binding. The transcript has 4 exons. The record is from RefSeq and is a predicted model, not a curated record. The coding region runs from base 1 to 1839 and encodes 612 amino acids. Lineage: Eukaryota; Fungi; Ascomycota; Sordariomycetes; Magnaporthales; Pyriculariaceae.